Molecule: messenger RNA, 26488 nt
Organism: Siniperca chuatsi (mandarin fish)
Lineage: Eukaryota; Metazoa; Chordata; Actinopteri; Centrarchiformes; Sinipercidae
Gene: macf1a
Product: microtubule actin crosslinking factor 1a
Exons: 109
Coding region: 905-24421 (7838 amino acids)
Biological process (GO): intermediate filament bundle assembly; regulation of focal adhesion assembly; wound healing
Cellular component (GO): cytoplasm; cell junction; keratin filament
Molecular function (GO): structural molecule activity; microtubule binding; calcium ion binding
Source: RefSeq, a predicted model, not a curated record
CUGGUUAUCUGUCACCGAGCCGAGCCCACCAUCUGGGGGCGCUCCAGCUCCAUUUUCCACCGGCAGCCAUGUAAGCUAGCUAGCGCUUCCCCUCCGGCUCCUGAAAUUCCUGUGGCGGAGGUUCCUGGCGUGGCCGGUAGAGAGGGAUGGAAGACAGCCACUGCAGGAAGAGCCGAGAAACCUGAGCAAAAGAGGGGGAGAGAGAGGGAGAGAAACAUACACAUUCACACUGAGGCAGAGACCUCAAAGCCUCGGAUAGAAGCGGCCAUUACGGCUGGGAAGCAUGCUGGGAGCUCGGGCGGCUCGCCGACACAGCCUGGGAUAGGAAGCCCGAGUCCGGAUAAGGUUUCGUCUGGAGCUCCGCCGAUUUGGGGACAGAAGCAGACACACUGCCCCCCCUCUACGGACACUCAUCUGGGGUGUGUAGGAUAUACUCCCUCCCUCUCUCUCACACACACACAAAAAGCACCAGUCGCCGGGUGGAAGCCGAUAUUCAAGGAGGGACUAGUCGGAGACAACACACCGAGCGAUGCGACUGUGUGUUCCCGCACCCACACAUACACAGACGGCGAUAAUGGAUAGAUAGCGUUUAUGUAACCUUCCUUCAAGUAGAUACUCGUCUUAUAUUUUCAUAAAUAGGCGCUCACUUAAGGCUUUUGUUGUCUUGUUUUAUUCUCUUAAGUAUCCCUAAGGAUUAUCCAACCCUGCUUGGAAGUGAGCUACAGGGCUUCUAGUGUGCGCCAAUGCAUCAAAUUAACUAGUUUCACACAAGGUGGUGUUGGAAUUGGACACCGACAAGAAGAAGGAGGCAGAGCUGGGGCUUGACGCGCAGCAGCGGACCGGGUCACUGCGGUAGUCUGCAGGCCGACCUCUCUCUACUCGCAAGCCGGUUUGCAGAGCCGCCAUGGCCGGGUUCAUACCGGGUCUGCUGCCGACAAACCAUUCCCAGGAGAAGGAAUUCGCCCAGGCAUACGAAGAUGUGCUGGAGAGAUAUAAAGAUGAGCGGGACAGAGUGCAGAAGAAAACCUUCACAAAAUGGGUCAACAAGCAUCUCAUCAAGGUGAGAAAGCACAUCACAGACCUGUAUGAGGACCUGAGGGAUGGACACAACCUGAUUUCCUUGCUGGAGGUCCUCUCUGGAGUGACCCUGCAACAGAAGAGCGGCCCUUCAUUGAAAAGGGCAUACGCCUCGCGGGCCCCCCCUCUUAUUUUGCUCGGAAGGGAGGAGGAGGAGGAGGAAGGAGCUCAGGGACCCAGAGAAAAGGGGCGAAUGAGAUUUCAUCGACUGCAGAAUGUCCAGAUAGCGCUGGACUUCCUUAAACAGAGACAGGUCAAACUUGUGAACAUCAGGAACGAUGACAUCACCGACGGGAACCCCAAACUGACGUUAGGUCUCAUCUGGACCAUCAUCCUUCACUUCCAGAUUUCAGAGAUCUAUGUGAGCGGCGAGUCAGGCGACCUCACAGCCAAAGAGAAGCUGUUAUUAUGGAGCCAGCAGGCGACAGAAGGCUACCCCGGCCUCCGCUGUGUCAACUUUUCCUCAUCCUGGAGGGAUGGACGCAUGUUUAACGCUCUGCUGCACAGAUACAGGCCAGACCUGAUCGACAUGGAGGUGGUGUCGCGGCAGAGUAACCGGGAGAACCUCGAGCAGGCCUUCGAGAUCGCUGAGUCGCUAGGGGUGACCAGACUGCUGGACUCUGAGGACGUUGAUGUUCCAUCCCCAGAUGAGAAGUCGGUCAUCACCUACGUCUCCUCCAUCUAUGAUGCCUUCCCCAAAAUCCCAGAGGGAGGAGAGGGCAUCGCUGCACAGGAGGUGGGCCAGCGCUGGUCAGAGUACCAGUCCAGGUUCUCCUCUCUGCUCCAGUGGAGCCACCAACAUAUGGCCCUCAUGGCCAACAAGAACUUCCCACAAAACCCUGUGGAACUCAAGGCACUUUACAACGAGUACGUCCAUUUCAAAGAGACGGAGAUCCCUGCAAAGGAGAUCGAGAAAGGUCACAUCGAACACCUCUACAAACUGCUGGAGGUGUGGAUAGAGUUUGGUCGUAUUAAGCUUCCUCAGGGCCUCCAUCCCAAUGACCUCGAGGAGGAGUGGGGCAAACUAAUCCUGGAGAUGCUGGAUAGAGAGAAGGCUCUACGGCCAGCUGUGGAGAGGCUAGAGCUGCUGCUUCAGAGGGCAAAUAAGAUCCAGAACAUGGCUCUGGACUGUGAGGAGAAACUCACCCUCGCUAAGAACACACUCCAGGCUGACAUGUCUCGAGCAGAGAGCGGCGAGGCGGUGCAGUGUGAGAGAGAACUGGCCUGCUACCUGCAGGACUGCGAGUCUCUGAUUGGACAACUCAACCAGGAGCUUAAAGUCCUCCGAGAUGAAAAAUACUACCAGGUGGAGCAGCUGGAGUUCAGAGUGUCCUGCCUUCAAGAGGAGCUGGUCUCCCUCAGACUGCAGUGCUCCAGCGUCUACAGAAAAGGCUACUUCUCCCAGUCCCUGGGCAGCACCGGGGUAGAACACACCAGCCAGAGAGCCACAGACAGUGGCCUGUCGCUGGGGCAGACACUGCUGGGAGCUGUGGGCGCUGUGGGAGCAGUGGGUGCCGCACUCCUGCGGAGACCCAUGGCUCGCUCCCAGUUGGUGGCCAUGUCUUCAUCAGAGGACGAAGGAAGCCUGAGGUUCAUCUACGAGCUGCUCGGAUGGGUGGAGGAGACGCAGGAGCUUUUGGAGCGUGCUGAAUGGGGCGCAGACCUCCCCUCUGUAGAAAACAACCUCCAAGAGCACAACACCAUACACACUGCUGUCGAAGAGCUAAUGAGCAGCCUACAGGAGGCACGCAACUAUGAGGCUAAAGUUUCUCCCAACUUCAAGAGCAGUUACUCUGAAACCCUGGCAAAACUGGAGCACCAAUACUGCAAACUACUGGAACAUUCGUCAUGGCGCCUGCGGAGCUUGGAGAGCCUGCACGCAUUUGUGUCGCACUGCACUGAGGAGCUGAUCUGGCUCAACGAGAGGGAGGAGGAGGAGAUUGCCUUCGACUGGAGCGACAACAACUCCAACAUGAACGCCAAGAGAGAAUUAUACAGUGAAAUGAGGUUAGAGCUGGAUGAAAAACAAGAUGUGAUGCGGACACUCCAGGAAACAGCCAACCAUCUGUGUCAGGAGAACCAUCCAGCCAAACAGACUGUGGAGGCUUACAGUGCAGCCCUGCAGACUCAGUGGCAGUGGGUGAACCAGCUCUGUGUGUGUGUAGAGCAGCAUCUCAAAGAUAACACGGCAUACUUCCAGUUUAUGAGUGAUGCUCGAGACUGUGAAUCAUACCUGCGCCAGCUCCAGGAAACCAUCAAGAGACAGUACACCUGUGACAAGAACAGCAGACUGAGCAAACUGGAAGACCUGCUGCAGGACUCAAUGGAGGAGAAGGAGCAGCUGAUUGAGUACCGGAGUACUGUGGCGAACCUGGUGGGCCGGGCCAAGACGGUGGUGCAGCUCCGCCCCCGCAACGCAGAGAGCACCCUGGGAGCCACAACACCCAUCAAAGCCAUCUGCGACUACAGACAGAUAGAGACAAACGUUCAGAUCACAAUAAGCCGAGCCGAGGAGUGUGUGCUGGAGGACAACUCUCAGAGGACCAAGUGGAAGGUGAUCAGUCCGACAGGGAAUGAGGCCAUGGUCCCCUCAGUGUGUUUCACCGUCCCACCUCCGAACCAAGAGGCCAUCGACACAGCCAGCAGGACAGAGCAGUUGUACCAGAAGGUCAUGUCUCUGUGGCAUCAGCUACAUGUGAACAUGAAGAGUGUGGUGUCCUGGCACUACCUGCUCAAAGACAUCAGAAUGGUCUCUGGAUGGAACCUGGACACGGUUCGUUGUCAGUCCCCGGCAGAGCGGCAGCAGGUCCUGGGUCAUCUGGAGUCCCAGUUGGCCGACUUCCUAUCUGACAGCAAAGAGAGCUCUCUGUUCACGCCAGGCGAAAGACGAGAGCUGGAGAAGGACGUACAGCAGGCCCAACAGCACUGCCAGGACCUGCUGCUAAACAUGGAGACCGUGGAGAAGGAUGAGUCAGUUUCUCGAUCCUACCUGUCAGAGCUGCAGAACAUCACCCUUCGUCUAAAUGAGGCCGAGCAGAGACUGACGAGGGGAAUUCAGACUCCGCCUCCCAGCCGGCUGUCAGGUGACAGUGCUGACAACACUGUCCAGAUUGCAGAGCAAGAGAAGCUGCAGUUUGAGCUGGACGCCCUACGCUCCAGUUUGGGUGAUGUCUCUCGUCGCUGUGUCAGUUUCUUCGAGGAGAAGCCGACAUCUUCCAGUGUUCCCGUCCUCCGGUCUGAACUCAAUCAGACUGUGGAGAAGAUAGACAAACUGCACAACCUCUCGUCUGUCUACCUAGAAAAGUUAAAAACGGUAGACAUCCUGAUGCAUAGCCUGGAUGAAGCGGAGAGCCAAGUCAGGAAGAACGAGAGCAGACUAAGUGAGGAAGACAUUGUUCCUGCUGACACAACGGCCAUUCAAAACAUCAGAGAUCAGCUAGGGAAGUGGCAGGCUGAGCUUGUCGAGCAGGAGGGCAUCUUCCAGUCUCUGCAGUCGAAGGUAGGCCGGGCCAAAGAGGCGGGGUCUCAGCUCAGCAGGCUCCACCCAGACCGCAGCCCCGAGCUGGAGCGCUACCAGGAGAGAGCCAAUCAGAUGGUAGAGAGGUGGAGUGGAAUCAAGAGACAGAUGGAGACACGACGAACUGAUCUAGAAGCUCUGGGCUCAGCCCUGCAGCAGUACAGAGAUGGUCAUUCUGCUCUGAUCGAGUGGAUUGAAGAAACGACAGAGAGACAAGAAAACACACAACCUGGACAGUCAGACAGCAAAGCACUGUCUGAACAACUGGCCCAGCAGACGGCAUUAGUAGCUGAGAUCGAACAGAACCAGACCAAACUAGACGAGUGCCAGACUCACUCCAAACAGUACUGCACCUCAGUGAAGGAUUAUGAACUACAGCUGAUGACCUAUAGAGCCUUUGUAGAAUCUACGCACAAGUCAACUGUCAAGAGGAGGAGGAUGCACUCUUCCUCUGACGCCAUCACUCAGGAGUUCAUGGACUUACGCACACGCUACACAGCAUUGGUCACCUUGACAACACAGCAUGUAAAGUACAUCAGUGAUGCACUGAGACGACUAGAAGAGGAAGAGAAAGAGGUGGAGGAGGAGAAGCAGGCCAGGGUGGGUCAGGUUUCAGACCUGCUGGGCUGGGUCAAAGGCCUCCAGGGACGGACUGGGGGCCCCAACGCAGAGUCUUCACUUGCUGCUCAACAGGCCAUCAGUGAACAGCUAGCAUCCAAGAAAGAUGAAGUGGCUGAAGCCAUAAGGAGUACUCAGGUCUUCCUGCUAUCAAAACAGGCCAGCAAGUUGUCCCCAGAGGAGCGUGCUCAUGUAGAGGCUCAGCUGGAUGAGCUGACGGCCACCUACAACCAGCUGUGUGAUAGCUCCACCCAGCAGCUGCAGCAGCUAGAGCAGCAACUGGCCAAAGAGGAGGAAAGAAAGAACCAAAUUGCCAUUGCUGGAGUAAUCGACCUGGGAACAGUGGAAACAUUCCCAGUGUUCCAAGCAGCCCAACGUGGUCUUAUUGACCAGGACACCUGCCAUGUGCUACUGGAGGCCCAGCUCAUUAUGGGUGGGCUCCUCCAGCCUGACUCCCCUCUCAAUCUUUCACUGGAACACGGUCAAGCUCAAGGCCUAAUUGACACCCAUACCAGACAGUCCCUUUCUGAGCUAGAGAGUGCCUUGCUUUUGGUGGAAAAUACGAAAUCUACAGAUGACCAACAACAAAAUGUGUUGCCAGUAGCUACGGCCAUGGAGUUCGGGCUCAUCAGAGAGGAGGUGGGACUUCGUAUUCUAGAACUCCAGAUGAACACUGGAGGCCUUAGAAACUCAACGGGAAAAUUUUUGAGUUUGGAGCAAGCAGAUGACAGGAGACUUUUGACUCCAAGAACCCUCACCAAACUCCAGUCAAGGCUGCAACGUAGAGAGCUGAUCGAUCCAAACACAGCUGAAAAAUUAAACCUGUAUGAGCUACAACAGCGCUGUGUCCCCAGCGAUGACUCAGGUCUCCUUCUCCUCCCUGUCAAACAGCAACCUGGAGGAACUGUCUGCCUCCGGUCCGGAAGAAAAGUUGGCAUCUUCCGUGCAAUCCAGGAAGGCCUGAUUGAUCGGAAAGUUACUGUACGACUUCUUGAAGCUCAGCUCUUUGCCGGUGGUAUUGCUGACCCACGGUCAGGCCACCGGCUGACAAUUGAUGAGGCUGUUCGUCAUGGGCUUAUGGACCAGGAUCUAGCCUGUGCAAUGUUAGCACGACAGCUGCAAAAUGGGGGAAUUCUAGACCCUUUCAGUGGAGAACGCCUGGAUUUGGAAGAGAGUAUUCGCAGGGAUCUUCUCUCCUCUCGUUUGGCUCUGUUGGUCCUUGAGUCUCUCUGGGCUUUCAUGGGAAUACUCUGGCCUGAAUCCGGAGAACUCCUGCCCAUAGUUGAGGCUCUUCAACAAGGAGUGAUCUCAGGAGAGCUAUCAAGGAACAUCCUAAGGCAGCGACAUGCCAUUGGGGCUCUGUACAACCCAGAAACCCUCCAGGUGCUUCCCCUAAACCAGGUUGCUGAAGAGGCCCUUGAGCCCAGUGUAGUCAGUUUUCUCAAAGACACCCACAUUCCAGAUGUUCUUUCCAGCAUGAACCAGUCAGGUACCCCAUCUCUAAACCGCUUGAGCUGGGGUUCCACCAGCUCCUCUCCACCUCCAUCCUCUCCACCGCCUUCAUCAUCUCCCGAAGGCCUUGUCUGGGAUGCUACACCAACACAAGGAAUGGAUCCUGCAGAUCAAGCAAAACACAAGCUGCUGUUUCACCUCAUGACUCAUAGCUAUGUUGAUGCUCAUUCAGGAAAACGAUUGGUGCUGUUAGAUCCUGAGUUGGUGGAGUUGGUCAAAGCUACUGAACUGGUUGCUGGAGACUCUGUAUAUGGAAGUCAAGUUGAGCCACAAAGCAGUUUGACCAAAGAUGAGCAGGGGAAGUUGCAAAUGGUGAGAGAGUUUAGUUUGACAGAUAAAGAGGCGAGUGACAGACAAACUGAGGUUGAAGAAGAAAAUUCCAAUGUAGUCACACCAAGCAAAGAAUUUGAGAUAAAUGGUACAGGCAGUCUAGAAGGAAGGUAUAAUGGAGAAAACUACAACAAAUUGCUGCAAAAACCAUCAGUAAUUGUAGAGAGUGAUUUAGCCUUUGCAGCUAAAAAUGAAAUUGGCGUAGAUAAAGAUGCAAAAGUAAAAGCUCAAAAGAAAGAGAUAUCCAAUCUUGAAAGUUUAAUGGCUUCAGCUAAAAACCUUGGAGAGGCAACAAAAGUCCUAGAUGAGCCAGUAGCAACUGAAUCCAAACCCAGGUAUAGUGGUGGUCAGGAGACUAGAAGUACAACCACAACAGUAGAUAGAAAAACAGUCAUGGCACCACUCAAAUCAGAGGGAGAUUUUAGAUUGUUGAAAGAACCCAUCCUACUGGGAGCAAAAACAAAUAAAGAUGUUAAUUCAACCCAAACUGAUGAAAGGAAAGAUAUAAAACAUUCCCAGACUGAGUCAGAAAGGAUCAAACAAAAGGUGCCUAUAACAGAGACUGACUCAAAGCAUGCUAAGCCUCAGAUUGAUAUCCCUGAUUUAGCAGUAGAGAAGGAAGGGGAGGAUGCUGAAUUGGCAAGGUUAGUCCUAGAGCUCAAACAGGGAGGUCUGAUGACAGAUGAAGGGGAAAAGCUGCUCCCAGAUGAGGCAGUAGCCCAGGGUGUCCUCCCUGGCCACACAGCAGUUAAAUUAAUGGCUCAGGCAAGUCUGUUUGGGGGUUUCCUAGAUGCCAGCAGCGGUGAGUCACUUAGCAUGGAGGAUGUUAUGCAGGAGGGUUUACUAGAUGAAGAUCUAAUGUGGCGUGUCCUGAAGUCCGAUAAAACCCUUGCAGGGGUUGUGGAUGUAGAGAAAAGGCAGGUCUGUGGGGUAAGGGAGGCAGCUCAGGCAGGGUUGAUUGACCCCAACACCGCUGCUCGAUUUCUAGAAGCCCAGGUGGCGUCUGGGGGAAUUGUUGACCUACGUAGGGAUAAGAAAGUCUCCGUCACUCUAGCAGCAAACCUGGGACUGAUUGAGGAGGAUCAAAGAGAAGAAUUGGUGGCACUAGAGAAGGCAUACAAAGGAAAGGAUACAGAUUCAGCAACAGCCCUCACUAAAGCCAGUUUACAGCUACAGAUGGAAGGUGUUAUUGACCCAGAGUCCAAGUCUCCAGUUCCUCUUGAGCAAGCAAUUCAGAAAGGUUUAAUUAGGUCUGAGGAGGCGUAUCAGGUGUUGGCAAGGCAGGUGGCUGAGGGUGGUGUAAUACAUCAUGCUUCGGGGAUAAGGUUGUCAGUUUCUGAUGCUGUAGAUAGAGGACUAGUGGAUCGGUCCAUUGCUCCUGGGCUGGAGGAAUUAGAGUGGGUCUACCAAGGAAAAGUCAGCCCUUCAUCUCACCCAGAAGCCAUUGUUUUCCAGGCAUCAAUAGGAGCCAUUUUAGACCCUGACUCUGGAUGUAAACUGACAUUGACAGAGGCAGUUUCUAAGGGUCUUCUGGAUGAGAAUACUGCCAGUGAAGCCAUGGCUUCUUCUGCUGUAACACAAGGAGUGCUUGACCCCCAAACUGCACGAAUUGUGCCUUAUUCAGCGCUUGUAAACCAGGGUAAGAUAGAUAUUGAAACAGGUAAACGCUUCUUGGAAGUGAAACCAUUCAGAGGUGUUCAUGAUGAGCAAACAAGAGACAGCUUGACCCUUCCUGAGGCAGUUGCGUCAAAGAAAGUUGACCCAGUUCCAGCAUUGAGGCUGCUCCAAAGCCAGGCAGACAGUGGAGGGAUCAUUGAUAUCAGUACUGGAGAAAGGCUCCCCCUAUCUGAAGCUUGUAAAAGAGGUUUAGUUGGAGACAGUAUGGUCAGGGUAAUAGCCACCAACCAGUUUUUGAAAGGAGGCUUAGUUGAUCCUGCCACUGGACAACAAGUCUCUAGUCUCAAUGAUGCCAUUGCAAAAGAACUGAUCUCCAGUGACAUAGCUUCAGAGAUUCAGGAGAAACUGGCUUCUGUGGAGAUAGAGGGGGAUGAAGGCAGCGCUACACCUGUUGCGUCAUCAAAUGGCACAUACAGCCCUGCUGUUAUAUUGUCAGUGUCAGGCCCAGACAGUCCAGAAAACUGGUCAGAUGUAAACACUGAGGUGCCUUCAAGAUCUCCACUUUCAAAGAAAGGUUUAGCAAUUACACAGGACGAUGGAAAGACGUUGACAUCUGUAGUAUCAGAUCAGUCACUGCUUUAUGAUACUACUACAGAAGAGGACAAAGUAGAAGCAUCACUGUCAGUGGAAGAAAAGGCUUUAAUUGAGCCAGACCAAUCCAUAGACCUCUUGUGUAAGUUUGCUUCUAAUGUUGAGAAAAGAAUUCAGCAAGCCAUAGAAGAGAGAGUACCACAGACAGACAUCAAUAAAUCAGAGCCUCUUCUUAAGCAGAAGCUUGAUGAGAGACUGCAAAUAGGUGUAAGUGAGACUGAUGAUAAACAAAAGGGAAAUGUUUUCAGACAUUCUAUUGGAGAAUCCAUUCAGGCACAUGACUAUGAUAUUGACAAAGAUUCACAGGAAGAGGUUAGAAAAGGGUCUGCUAUGUUAAAGUCAGAUGGGGAACCAGUGAAGGUUGGAAAAAAGGAGUUUAGACCCAGUGAUGAGAGCACAUCUGUGGUUCAUCAUGAUUUUGAAGAUGGAAACCUGACAGGUUUUGUGGCCCCACAGAUUAGAGAUGACAGAGAAAGUAAAGAUAGCAUUGAGUUGUCAAAAUUGAGUGAAGAGGAUUAUAGAAAUAGUGAUGUGGCAGCACAAAGAGAUGGUGUAGAUGAGAAGGGUAAAAGAGUGGAGAAAGAGGAACCUUUAAAGAUUGAGAUCAAAUCUAGCACUGACGUUGAGCAGUCAGACCAGUUAUUGACCUCUCCAUCCAAAGUGACACAAAGCAAAAGCAAGAAAAAAAGGAAAAAUAAAAAGAAUGGGAAGGGUAAAGAAGCAGAGAGUGAAACACACACCUCAGAGAUAAAACAUCCAUCUCAAUUUGAUCAAGCAGAUACUCAAAUUGAAGUGCAGCCGGAGGCUAUAGUUGCAGUCACAGAUGAGCUUGCAUCACAAGACAAGUACGAGAAAUCACAGAUUCAUGGUCAGGCAGCUUCCACUAGGCCUCCAAAUGGAGAAAGUGAAGCAAAGAUUGACAGGAAGAUUGAGGCUGAAAAUGAUUUGGUAAAACAGGGACAGGAAGCAUUUCCAGCCAUUCUGGAAUUCACAGAACAUACUAUUGAGCCAGAGAAAGAUGCAAUAACAAUUACGUUAUCAAAUGAUACAGAAAAGGGUGAUAAGAGAGAUGAGAUGAAAAGGGAGGAGCAGAAAGAGAAAGGUGAAGAGAAGGCUUCUGUCUCUCAUCAACCAGAACAAUCAGAGAGCAGUCAGGAGGUAAAGAAAUGGAAGGAGCAAGAAUUGCCUAAGAAAUCUACUCUACCAGACAACGAGAAGGCAGCCUUGAUACUGAAAGCCAAAGAGAGCAUUCUGAAAAAGGUGUUUGAAAAAGGAGUGAGUGAGAAGCAGACUGCUGAGGAGCUGCAGGCACUGCGCAAUGAGGUGGGGAAGAAGGAGAGUCAAGGCACAACUGUUAAAGAUGUAAAGGCACAAACUCUGCCAGCUAAGGUUGAUGGAGUGGAGAGUCAUGAUGUCAAAGAUGAUAGUGAUAAGAGACCCAGUGGUUCACCAAAAGAGACUGAGGAGGAGACGAGUGUCAAAGAAGACGAAAUAAAAUUGACAAGGGUCAAAGAAGAUAUGACUAUGGAGAAACUUUCUGUCAAGGAACACAUAAAGACUAAACUACUGGAGGUUUCUUCAAAUGAGAGAGAAAAGAACAGGAGUUUUGGAAAGGAAGACAUACAGAAAGACAUUGAGACAGCUCCACCAGGCCAGCCUAAAGAAAAUCAGCAAAGUAAACGAAGUAAGAAGAACAAGAAGUCAAAGAGUCCAAAAGUGACAGACAAAACUGAACCUGAUACUGAGAAGUUACCGACUGAUGAAAAAGUGGAUUCUGAGGUGAUAUCAACAAAACUUACCACAAAAUUUGCAAUGGCAAAACCAGAUUUAGAUAACUCAGCUUUGACUAAUGAGCAGAGGAUGGACAAACAUACUGAUGGUCAGUCAGCUGGUGAUAAUGCAAAUGUAGUGGAGACCUCUGUAAUUAAUGUUAAAGGAGUUGAGACCAGUCGACGAAGUCCACCAUGUUUACGUCAAUCAGAAGAACUCAAUUCUCACAUUGAGGAACACGUACAAUUGACAGGGGUUGCAUCUAUUGGGAAAGAAGGAUCUCAUUCCGAAACCAGAAAUGAUACUGAAUCCAUUGACUUUUCUCAUGAGGCAGUCCCAUGCAAACCAGAUAUCCAACCCAAAGCUCAGUCUAUGGCCCCUGGCACACAACCAGAUAAAAGAGCAGGGAAAGGCAAAAAGAAGAAAGGGCACCAACCACCUGAAGUUGAUAAUACCAAUGUUCCUGAAUCAAAAUCUUUAAAAGACCAACAACAACAUCUUGCGUCUCCAGAAUCAGUAGAAGAUACUUCAACUGAGUCUGAAUCAACUGAAGUCCUUGAGUCUGAUACAGCCACUGAGAGUUGGGAAGAGGGAGAGGAUGAUGUCAGAGAGAGUAGAGAAAUUGUGUCAAACAAAGAGAGGAAGACAUCCAAGACUGGCAAGUCGUCAUUGAUGCGUCAGGAAUGCUUGGAGCAUGACCAGCAAAUUGUAGCCCUGGUCUCCAUGGUAAGACAUAUUGAGGUCCGAAUCAAACAGCAGCAACAGCAGUCUGUUGGCCGCAGCCUCAUCGCCUUGGAUGACAUCAUCAGACAGACUGAGACUCUGGACCUUGAAUUGCGUGACUUGGAGCCUGCGAUCAACAAGGAAGUGGAGGCUGCUGAGCAGCUGUUGAAGCCCCAACCUAAAGGUGUUCCUCCACAGCUUCUAUUGGCCCUGGAAAAGGAUGGGCGGAGCUUGGCUCGAGGGUAUGAGGCUGCCAGAGCACUUUCUAAGGGCAUUCUGCAAAGUCUACAAGACCAUAGAGACUCAUAUAAGGAGGCAGUAACAGCUGAGCAGAAGUCACUGGGUGGACAAGUGGAGAGUCUGCUCUCUUGGCUGAGGGAGACAGAGGCGCAGAUGAAUGGAGGAAUAGCGGGGAUGGAAAAAAUGGAGAAGGCAGAGAAAGAUGACAAUCGUGAUCAGGUCACACAGCAGCUGAAUCUUUGCAAGGAGCUUCAGUCAUCUCUGAUGGCUCGCUCCAGUGAGGUCAACAAUGUGGCCUUUGACAUUCAGGUGUUUAUCUCAGAGCGGGCUCAGGACCUGGCCCCUGAGCAGAGCAGGCAGCUUCUGGGGCAGCUCCAGCAGCUCCAGAGGGACUUCCACCGAGCAUCAGGCCAAGCCCAGGCCUGGGCCGAUGCCCUCUCCGCCCAGAGAGAGAGGGAGGAGGAGUGGCAGCGCAAGGAGAGAGUGAAAGACGAGGAGAAGGAUCGAGAAAGACAGAGUGCAAGGGAGAGAGAGGUGGUUCAACAGCAGAAAGCUGAAUGCUCUCAGAAACUAGAAGGCCUUACUUUGUGGUUGGCUGGAGCUGCCAGCAUGCUGGCAAGUCAGAAAGCUGGAGCAGAGUCAGGUGAUGUGAACGUCCUGCAAGAGAAGCAAAAAAAACUAAAGGAAGUACAGAAGGACCUCCAGAUCAAACAAGAGGGCAUAGCUGAGGCUAUCCGCUCUGUGGAGGAGUUGCUGGCAGAGCGAGGAGAAAGUCUAACCCCAGAAGAGAGGGAGAACCUCCAGGGGGCACUAACAAGAAUGAAGGAGCAGUACAGUGCCCUUACAGACUCAGCAAACACGUCACUGUCAGAGGUGGACACAGCCAUCAACACCACUGUACAGCAGAACACACAAAGGGCGAAGGCUGAGGAGGAGCUCCAGGAGACCCAAGGCCAGAUAGACUCUCUGCUGAAUGAGUUGUCUUCCCUUAACCAACCAGGUGGGAGAGGAGUUGGAUCUGGAGAGGCCAAAGAUUUUACUGAUGCAUCAUUCUCACAGCCAGAGGGUGCUGUGAUGUCACACACAGAGAUGCUGCAGGCGGAGCUUCAGCAGCUCCAGUCUCAACAGGCACAGCUACUCCAGAUCACACAGUCCACUCGCUCCCUUCUGGACCAACCUGACUCCACUGUUCCUCCUGAAGAGAAGCAGCGUCUCCGGGCUGCUCUGGAUCAGCUGCAGGCCAAACACCAGGACAGGCUGCAGAGCUGCCAGGACCGUCUGAGGAAGUCUGAGGCUCUGAAGGAUGAACUGACGAAGUUCCUCCAAGAACAUGGAAGUCUAGGUACCUGGCUGGAACAAAAUGAACAGGAGCUCCGUUCCCUAGGGGAAGGAGAAACCGAUGCACAAGGACUGAAGGGCAGGCUGGAGGAGCACAGAAAGCUUGCUGAGGAUGUAAUUUGCCACAAGGCGGACCUGCGCUUUGUCUCCAUCUCCGGUCAGAAGGUUCUGGACUCUGUUCAAGGAGCUCUGGAGCAACUUGGUGGUUCAGACCCAGCUCUGGACAGCACCAAGCAGCUGGUAACUGACAAACUGCAAGAUGCUAACCACAGAUACACAACCCUACACACCAAGUCAACAGAGUUGGGUGGCCGUUUGUCCGGCCUGUUGGAGAGGUACCAGCAGUACCAGGAUGAGGUUGUCUCCCUUCACUCCUGGCUCAGCACUCAGGAACAGAACCAAAGCAUAGCCAAGCAGACAGAGACAGACCCCCAGAACCUGCAGAACACACUACGACAAGUACAGCUGCUGCAGGACGAGAUGGCUGAGCGUUCAGUGCAGCUGGAGAAGGUGAAGAGAGCAGGAAGAGAUCUGGUCAGCACAGAUGAGUCUCCUUCCCUGAAAGCUGUUGAUAUCCUCUGUGCUGCAGAUGGUUUAGAGAAGAGGUUUGGCUCCCUCUCUGCGUCUGUGUCAGAACGGGCUGAGCAGCUGCAGACAGCUGUGGCCCAGUCGGUCAGCGUCCAGGAGGGCCUGAAGGGUCUGCUGAGCUGGCUGGACAAACUGGUUCUGAAUCCUGGACCAGUCGAGCCCACUGCACAGGCUGUACAAGACGCCCUGACCCAGAACCAGAAACUUCGCCAGGAGCUGCUGUCCAGGCAGGGCAGCGUGGAAGCAACGCGGGACUCUGUUUCAAAACUCCUUCAGAGCUCUGACGCCACCACAGCCUCUGGCCUCCAGGGCGCAUUAGAUGAACUGACUCAGCGUUACGCUGCAGCACAGGCUAGCCAGGCAGAGAAGGAGGCUGAGCUCAAAGGGCUGUUGCCCAGGCUGGAGAGCUACGAGCGGCUGGGGACCGACCUCCAGAUCUUCACACAGAGCCGCCUGAAGGCUCUGAGCCCGGCGGGCCAACCAGACCGCAGUGUGGAUGACUACAGGCAGACAAUUGAGGAGGUCAGGUCCGAGCUGGAGCAGGAAGCUGGCCAGCUGAAAUCCUUCUGCAACCUCGGCACCGAGCUCAGCCAAUCAAAAGCUUUCAGUAACACUCAAAGCUUAUUGAAUAAUGUCAAAGGGGUGUCUGAUGAGUUCUCCCAGCUGGAAGCCAAUGUCAACCAAAGGUUUGCUGCCAUCCAGGCCUGUGAGCAGCAGCUGCUCCAGUUCCGCGGCCUCUCUGGAUCCCUCCUCAGGUGGCUUCAGACAGCACAGGACCAGCUGCCGUCCAAAGAGGCCAACCUCAACACAGAGGGCCUGCAGAGAAGAGUCCAGCAGCUCAAGGACUUGUUGAAUGACUGGGAGUCACAGGGAUCAAGGGUUCAGGAGCUGAACAAGACAGGCUCAGAGCUGGAGUCCCUCAUCAUCGACAUCACCGCUCCUCAAACCAAAACUGGUGCUCCUCAAAUCAAUGGCUCAGCAGGUCCCAGCAGUGUCAAUGGCAUUCACACCUGUAAAGACCUGACAGAGCUCCAGGUAGCCGUAUCUGAUGUGAACGGACGAUAUAAGACUCUGGGCGGAGAGUUGAGGGAGUGUCUUGGUCGCCAGCAGGCUUCACUGGAGCAGAGGCAGAAGGCCAGGCAGGGCACUGAGGAGCUCAAGAGCUGGCUGGCAGACAGAGAGCACAGCCUUAAACAGGGACAGACUGCCUCCCCCUCCAGACCUGAGGUGGUACGUGCCCAGGCCCAGGAGAACAAGGCCCUGCUUUCAGAGCUGGCUGAGCACUCUGGGAAGGUAGAGGAGCUGAAGAGCACACUGAGAAAGCUGAUUGCUGACAAUCCUGAUUCUCCUGAGGCAGACACCUGGAGACAGCAGCUGCAAGAGAUAGACUCCCGCUGGCAGACGGCCAAUCAGACUGCAGCCCAGAGGCAGACUGAGCUGGAGACGUGUGCUGAUAGGCUGGGCAGCUUUGCCUCAGCGGCCAAUCAGCUGGGCCCGUGGCUGAGGGAGAAGGAGCUGAUGAUGAGCGUGCUGGGACCGCUGAGCAUCGACCCCAACAUGCUUAACACACAGAAACAACAAGCACAGUUUAUGUUGCGUGAGUUUGAGACCAGGAGGCCACAGUUUGAUCAGCUGACCCAGUCCGCCGAGGGAAUCCUCUCCCAGACUGGUGACUCUGCUCAGGACCCCAAGGACCUGGCAGAGGUGCGGGCUGAGCUGGACUCCAUCUCCCAACAGUGGGAGGACCUAACAAACCGACUAACUCAGAGGUCAAACCACAUCGACCAGGCCCAAGGAACCAGCGAACGGUACCAGGCCUUGCUCAGAGAGCUCUCUUCUAGUGUUUCUGCUCUGAGCGAGAGGUUGGAUGCUCAGGCCUCACUGAGUGCCCAGCCCGAGGCGCUGAAACGUCGCCUGCAGGAAACUGGAGAGAUCCGCUCAGAGCUGGAGAGACGGCGGACUGAGCUGGCCGAGGCUGAGAGGCUCUGCCAGGAGCUGAGUACCAUCGUGGCUGAACCCUACCUGAAGGAAGAGCUGAGUAAACGACUAGAGAGUGUCAGCGGGCCGCUGAAGAGUUUAGAAGAGCGUGCAGCUGACGGUCUGUCUCAGCUCCAGACUGCCUUGUCGUCCACUCAGCAGUUCCAGCAGAUGUUUGAGGAGUUGCGCUCCUGGCUAGACAAGCAGGCAGAUCCCAGAGAAUCAUCCACCGACUCUCUGCCCUGUCAGCCCGAGGCCAUCCGCUCCCUGCUAGCACAGACAGAUGAACUCCAGCGUGGGAUCGCCAGUCAGCGAGGUUCCUACGAGCUGAUUCAAGCUGAGGGAGCGUCACUGCUCGCCACUCUCCCCGCCGGUGGAGAAGAACGGUCUACCCUGCAGUCUCGCCUGGCCUCCUUGAGGCAGGACUGGGAGAGGCUGAACCAGAGAAUCUCAGAUCAAGAGAGCAGACUGAAGACCACUCUGAGCAAAGCAGAAACCUACCAGCAGCACAAAGCCGAGCUGACACCGUGGAUAGCAGAGUGUGAACAGAAAGAUGGAGAGAUCCAGCCAUCAUUGGACUCAUCGGUCCUGGACGAAGCCUUGCACAAGGCUCGAAGUCUAUCAAUGGACGUCGAAAGACGACAACCUCUCCUCGAGGCCUUCAAUACUGCAGCAGAUCAGCUGCUGGAACAAUGCUGCAUCGGGGAGGAAGAGGUACGAGAUGAGAAGGCCCAGCUGAACCGCAGGGUGGACAGACUGGGCGAAAGGCUCCAUAACCGCACCUCCCAGCUAGAGGAGCUGGCUGGUCGCCUGAAGGAGUUUGAAGAGGGCAGACAGGCUGCAGAGAGGAGGCUGGAGGCUGCCAAGCACCAGAUUGAAGUCCAGGAGGCUCUGGGACCACAGGCAUGCAGUGCUAAGAGUCUGGAGCGGCUGAGAAGUCAGCAGGAGAGUCUAAGGUCCCUGAAGCCUCAGGUGGUCUAUCUCAGAGACCUCGCCCAAGGGCUGGUACAGGACUCACCACAGACAUCAGGAGGCAGCACUGAGGGGGCACAGAGGCUUCAGGAGCAGGCCAAAGACACAGAGAGAGACUAUGAUGACGUUACUGACAAGAUCGAGCAGUGCUGCUCCUCCCUGGAGUCCCGGCUGCAGGGUGUCGGCGAAGUCCAGUCUCAUGUGCGUGAUGUCUUCUCACGCCUUGCCGACCUUGAUGAUGAACUGGACUCCUUCAGCCCCGUUGGACGUGAUGCAGACUCCCUGGCCUCUCAGGCUGAUGCCCUGAAGGGCUUCUUGUCCCGUCUGGCCAACCUCAGGACGGAGCUGGAGGGUCAUGGGUCAGAGUGCACCACCAUGCUGCGGCGAGAAGGCUCCUCCCCUGACCUCCUGGCUCUCAGGAGGGAGACAGAGGCUCUGAGCCGCCAGGCCGGCAAGCUGAGCGAGCGCGGCCAGGCCAGGUUGGACCAGAUCGAGGACGCUGCUGACAGGGUUCAGGAGUUCUACAGGCAGGUGGCCGAGCUGCAAGGCCUGCUGGGAAGGGCCGAAGAGGGGCUGAACGCACAGGGCAUGGUCGGCACAGAGGUGGAGAUGAUCAAACAGCAGCUGCAGGAGUUCAAGGCCGUGGAGAGAGAGCAGGUGGACAGCAUUCAGCCGAAGCUGCAGCACGUCAAUGCAGUGGGUCAGGGUCUGAUCCAGAGCGCCGCCAAACACACCGACACCCAGGCACUGGAGCACGACCUGGAGACCACCAACCUCCGAUGGAACUCAUUCAACAAGCGGGUGGCAGAGCGGAUCGCCCAGCUGCAGGAGGCCCUGUUGCAUUGUGGGAAAUUCCAGGAUGCUCUGGAGCCUCUGCUCAGCUGGCUGAGCGACACAGAGGAGCUGGUGGUCAGUCAGAAGCCUCCAUCUGCCGAGUACCGUGUGGUCAAGGCCCAGAUCCAAGAACAAAAGCUGCUCCAGAGGUUGUUAGAUGACCGCCGGCCAACAGUGGAGAUGAUCCGCGCUGAGGGAGAGAGGAUCGCAGCCACAGCGGACACUCAGGACCGAGAGAAAAUUCAGACCCAGCUCCAGAGUCUGGCAGAGAGAUGGACUGACCUGCUGGACAAGGCCAGUGCCAGGCAGAGACAGUUGGAGGAGCUGCAGGUUUUGGCUCUUCAAUUCCACGAAGCCCUGGAGCCGCUGGGAGAAUGGCUGAGUGCCACAGAGAGACGCCUAAGCUCCGCCGAGCCCAUGGGAACCCAGACGGCCAAGAUCACCCAGCAGAUCAUCAAGCACAAGGCGCUCCAAGACGACGUGUCCACCCGUGAAGCAGAGGUUGAUCACCUUGAGUCCCUCAGCCAAUCGCUGACUCCGCUCAGCUGCACGGCCGAUCGUAAUUGGUUAAGCGAGCGAGUGGGGACCGUGAGGUCAGGUCACUCUGAACUUGCUGAUUGGUGCACGAGGCGGGCGGGUCUGCUGGAGCAGGCGCUGGCUAACGCUCAGCUGUUUGGGGAGGAGGAGGUAGAGGUGCUGAACUGGCUGGCAGAGGUGGCUCAGAGGCUGACUCAGGUCUCCGUCCAGAGCUACCAGCCUCAGCUGCUGGCCGAGCACCACAAACACACUCUGUCUCUAAAUGAAGAGAUUUUGAGCCGGAAGAAGACAGUGGACCAGGCCAUCAAGAAUGGACAAGCAUUACUCAAACAGACCACAGGUGAGGAAGUUCUCCUGAUCCAGGAGAAGCUGGACGGCAUCAAGUCUCGCUAUGCUGAGAUGACGGCCGGCAGCAGUAAGGCCCUCCGCACCUUGGAGCAGGCCCUGCAGCUGGCCACGCGAUUCGCCAGCGCCCACGACGAUCUCAACCAAUGGCUGGACGGCAUGGAGGUGGAGCUCAACAAUGUGGAGGCCGACGCCACACCUGCCUACCAGGAAAGACAGAAGGAGCUGAAGAAAGUGUCGGCAGAGAAGCGUCUGGUGUUGGAUACGGUGAACGAGGUGGGCAGCGCCCUGCUGGAUCUGGUGCCGUGGCGAGCCCGCGAGGGCCUGGACCGCCUGGUCGCUGAUGCCAACCAGCGAUACCGGCAUGCUGAUGAAACUAUCACUCAGAGGGUGCAGCUGGUACAAGCCGCCAUCCAGAGGUCACAACAGUAUGAGGAGGCAGUGGAUGCAGAGCUGGCCUGGGUCGGGGAGACAGAGCGUAAGUUAACAUCUCUGGGGCCCCUGAGCCUGGAGCCUGACGUUACGGUGGCCCAGCUGCAAGUGCAGAGGGCCUUCAACAUCGACAUCAUCCGACACAAAGACACUGUGGAUCAGCUCCUCAGCACCAGAGACGACAUCCUGGAAACCUGCAGCGACGCCCAGAAGGACACACUGAUAGUAAAGACAGAUUCUCUCAGUGCUCGUUAUGAUGCAGUGAGCCAGAGCCAUAGUGAACGGUUCUCAGCCCUGGAGCAGGCCCAGGUUUUGGUCGCUCGGUUCUGGGAGACCUACGAGGAACUGGAGCCAUGGUUGGGCGAGACUGAAACCCUCAUCACCCAGCUGCCACCUCCAGCCAUCGACACAGACGCUCUCAGACUGCAACAGGAUCAGAUGAGGCUCCUCAGGGAGUCUAUCGCAGAGCACAAGCCCCACAUCGACAAGCUGCUGAAGAUUGGACCCCAACUGGCUGAGCUCAGCCUCCAGGAGGGGGCGACGGUGACUCAACGCUACACCGAGGCUGAGAGGCGCUACCUGGCCAUCAAAGAGGGGGUCAAAGGUCGUGCAACAACCCUAGACGAAGCAGUGUCCCAGUCUGCACAGCUGGUAGAGUUUCACGACAAGAUGGACCCCCUGUUGGAGACCCUGGAGGGGGCGGUCCAGCGGCUGCGGCAGCCUCCCUCAGUGGCAGCGGAGGUGGAGAAGAUCAGGGAGCAGCUGGCAGAGCACCGAGCCCAGGGGCUGGAGCUGGACAAACUGCUGCCGAGCUUCUCCGCCCUCUGUGCCCGCGGAGAGGAGCUCAUCGGACGAGCUGCUCACGACGAUCCUGCUGCUCAGGCCGUUCGUUCCCGCCUCCUCCGCCUGCGCUCCCUGUGGGAUGAGAUCCGGCAGCGAGCUGAGGAGAGGGAGGGGAAGCUGAACGACGUCUUGGACCUGGCCGGCAAGUUCUGGGCCGAUGUGGCGGCGCUACUGAGCACGCUCCGAGACUCCCAAGAUAUUGUGAAAGAGCUGGAGGACCCCGGUGUGGACCCCUCACUCAUCAAACAACAGAUUGAGGCUGCUGAGGCCAUUAAGGCAGAGACGGAUGGUCUGAGGGAGGAGCUGGAGUUUGUCAGGACCCUUGGAGCUGACCUCAUCUUUGCCUGUGGAGAAACUGAGAAACCUGAAGUUAAGAAGACCAUUGAUGAGAUGAAUGCUGCCUGGGAGGGCCUUAACCGGACGUGGAGAGAGAGGAUGGAGAGACUGGAGGAGGCCAUGACAGCGUCUGUGCAGUAUCAGGACGCACUGCAGUCUAUGUUUGACUACCUGGACAACGCAGUGAUCAAGCUGUGUGAAAUGUCGACUGUGGGAACUGAUCUGGGAACUGUCAAACAGCAGAUUGAAGAGCUCAAGCAGUACAAGGUGGAGGUUUACCAGCAGCAGAUUGACAUGGAGAAGCUGUGCCACCAGGGGGAGCUGCUGCUGAAGAAGGUGUCAGACCAGACAGACAGGGACAUGAUCCAGGAGCCGCUGACCGAGCUCCGACAUCUCUGGGACAACCUGGGGGAUAAAAUCACCCAAAGACAGCACAAGCUGGAGGCUGCCCUGCUGGCCCUGGGUCAGUUCCAGCAUGCCCUGUCUGAGCUGCAGUCUUGGCUGAGCCACACACACACCACUCUGGACACACAGCGACCAGUCAGCUCUGACCCCAAGGCCAUCGAAAUCGAGCUGGCUAAACACCACGUUUUGCGUAAUGAUGUGCUAUCCCAUCAUGCCACAGUGGAGAAUGUGAACGGUGCUGGCGCUGAGCUGCUGGAGUCCUCACCUGGCGACGAAGCCAGCCACCUGAGAGACCAGCUGGAUCAGCUCAACCAGAGCUGGGAGAGUCUGCUGCUCAAGACCCAGGAGCGGCAGAAGCUACUGGAGGCCGCCCUGCAGCAGGCUGAAGGUUUCCAUGGCGAGUUGGAGGAGUUCCUCCAGUGGCUGAGGAGGACGGAGAGCCAGCUGUCUGCCGCCAAGCCAACGGGCGGUCUGCCUGAAACAGCCAGGGAGCAGCUACAGCAACACACGGAGCUUCAGGCCCAGCUGACUCAGCGAGGAGAACAGUACCACCGCCUGUUGGAUCAAGGAGAGUCCAUGCUGCUGGCUCGUGGAGGAGAGGAAGCAGGACCCGGUACCACCCAGACCCAGCAGAACCUGGCCAUGCUGCAGAACAAAUGGGCCAGCCUCAACACUAAGAUGGACGACCGCAAGGCCAAGUUGGAUGAGGCCGUUUCCUUGGCAACAGGUUUCCAGACCUCUCUGCAGGACACCAUCAACUGGCUGACUCAGGCUGAACAGACCCUGAACAUGGCCCAACCCCCAAGCCUCCUACUGGACACUGUCCUCUUCCAGAUAGAUGAGCACAAGGUAUUUGUGAAUGAGGUGAAUACCCACAGAGAGCAGGUCCUGGCUCUGGAGAAGGCCGGCUCUCAGCUUCGCUUUGCCAGCCUGAAGCAGGAUGUUGUUCUCAUCAAAAACCUGCUACUCAGCGUCCAGGCCCGCUGGGACAAGCUGGUCCAGAGGUCACUGGACCGCGGCCGACACCUCGAUGAGGCCCGCAAACGCGCCAAACAGUUCCACGAGGCCUGGAGGAAGCUGACAGACUGGCUAGAAGAAGCCGAGAAAAGACUGGACUCAGAGCUGGAGAUCUCCAACGAGCCAGACAAGAUCAAAGUGCAACUGGCCAAACACAAGGAGUUUCAGAAAGCGUUGGGGUCAAAGCAGCCAGUUUACGACACUACAGUGAGGUCUGGGAAAGCCAUGAGGGACAAGGCUCAGCUGCCUGCAGACACCCAGAAACUGGACCACCUGGUGGGGGAGGUCCGCGACAAGUGGGACACCGUCUGUGGCAAGAGCGUAGAGAGACAACACAAACUGGAGGAGGCUCUGCUGUUCUCAGGCCAGUUUGCAGAGGCUCUCCAGGCCCUGGUGGACUGGUUGUACCGGGUAGAGCCCCAGCUGGCCGAAGACCAGCCCGUCCAUGGAGAUCUGGAUCUGGUGUCCAACCUCAUGGACUCACAUAAGGCUUUCCAAAAAGAGCUGGGGAAGAGAACCAGCAGUAUUCAGGCUCUAAAGCGCUCAGCUCGGGAGCUGAUGGAUACCGGCCGCGAUGACACGGCGUGGGUCAAAGUUCAGCUUCAGGAGCUCAGUAACCGCUGGGAUACGGUGUGUGCCUUGUCAGUCACAAAGCAAACCCGCCUCCAGCAGGCCCUCAAACAGGCGGAGGAGUUUCGUACGUCGGUACAGGUGAUUCUGGAGUGGCUUUCUGAGGCGGAGCAGACGCUUCGUUUCCGCGGCGUCCUUCCCGAAGAGGCAGAGACUCUGCAGGCGCUGCUGCACACACAUCGUGACUUCAUGGGCACCGUGGAGGAAAAGCGCACGGAUGUCAACAAGGCUGCUAGCAUGGGAGAGGGUAUCCUGACCGUCUGUCACCCUGACUCCAUCACCACCAUCAAACACUGGAUCACCAUCAUCAGGGCACGCUUCGAGGAGGUGUUGACGUGGGCCAAACAGCACGAGCAGCGGCUGGAGACAGCUCUGACCGAGGUGCUCAACAACGCCAACCUGCUGGAGGAGCUGUUGUCAUGGCUACAGUGGGCUGAGACCACCUUGGUCCAGAGAGACACAGAGCCGCUUCCUCAGGACAUCCCACAACUCAAAACACUCAUCACAGAACACCAGAUGUUUAUGGAGGAGAUGACGAGGAAACAGCCAGAUGUUGACAAAGUGACAAAGACCUACAAAAGAAAACCAGCUGAGCCUCCCAGCAGCCUGGCUGAGAGGAGAGGUGCUCGCAAACACCAGCAGCAGCAACAGCAGCAGCAGCAGCAGCAGGCAGCCAUGCAGGUCUCUGGAGGAAACCCACGACUCAACCAGCUCUGUGCCAGAUGGCAGCAAGUUUGGCUGCUGGCUCUUGACCGCCAGCGCAAACUCAACGAUGGUCUGGACAGACUGGAGGAGCUCAAAGAGUUUGCCAACUUUGACUUUGAUGUGUGGAGGAAAAAGUACAUGCGCUGGAUGAACCACAAGAAGUCUCGCGUCAUGGACUUCUUCAGACGCAUCGACAAGGACCAAGAUGGAAAGAUCACACGGCAGGAGUUUAUCGAUGGCAUCCUGGCAUCAAAGUUUCCCACCAGCAAGCUGGAGAUGACAGCAGUGGCAGACAUUUUUGACAGAGACGGAGACGGUUACAUCGACUACUACGAGUUUGUUGCUGCUCUGCACCCCAACAAGGACGCCUACAGACCCACCACUGACGCUGAUAAGAUAGAGGAUGAGGUGACUCGGCAGGUGGCCCAGUGUAAAUGUGCCAAGAGGUUCCAAGUGGAGCAGAUAGGAGAGAACAAAUAUCGGUUCUUCCUCGGAAACCAGUUCGGCGACUCUCAGCAGCUGCGUCUGGUGAGGAUUUUGCGCAGCACGGUGAUGGUGAGAGUCGGAGGUGGUUGGAUGGCUCUGGACGAGUUCCUGGUCAAAAAUGAUCCAUGCAGAGUGCAACAUCCAGGACUUAAGAUUCUCCGGUCCGAUUCCAGUAGCUCCAUCUCAUCUCGUAUAGUGACAGUCACUCCUGGCUAUUUCUGCUCCCGAGCUCGUGGUCGAACCAACCUGGAGUUGAGGGAGAAGUUCAUCCUUCCUGAAGGAGCGUCUCAGGGUCUGGCUGCCUUCCGCUCCCGGGGUCGACGCUCCAAACCGGGCUCCCGCAACGCCUCGCCCACCCGCUCCUCCUCCUCGGCCUCCCACAGCGGCGCUUCCCUCCCCUCUGCUCCCUCCACCCCCGCCACACCAACAGCCUCCGCAUCAUCCAGGUCCUCCCAUACUCACUCGCGUGACUAUGCCAAGCCCUGGCUGGCACACAGUAAAACUCCAACGCCAACCAAGUGCCACUGCUGCCCAGAUCUCGGUCACAGCCACCCCACUCCUGGGCACGAGGGGGCGGCGUCGGGGUCCAAACUAAAGAGGCCGACGUUCCACUCGAGUCGAGGGUCGCUGACCGGAGAGAACGGAGGAACAACACACUCCAGCAAACCAUCACGAACUGAUCCGAAGCGAGGGGCAUCCACAGCCAGCGGUCCAACCAGCCGAGCCGGCAGCCGGACGGGCAGCAGAGCCAGCAGUCGGCGCGGCAGUGAUGCCUCAGACGCAUCAGAGCUACAGGACGCUCGCUCUGUCUGCUCUGACGCCUCGGACACCCCACGACGACCCGGGGCCAAACCCUCCAAGAUUCCCACCAUCUCCAAAAAGGCCCCCAGCCCAAAGACCCCGGGGUCUGCGAGAAAAUAACACCACAGAGAAACUGGAGCAGAACCGUUACACCUCCGUUUCACAGAGGGUGGACUGCUAUCAACGGCCAUUUUGGGUGUACCAACUCUUCAAUCUGAAGUCCAUCCGUAGGGCUUGUGUAGAAUUUGUGCACUGACUGACAUUUUCCAGGGGAAAGAAGGAGAUGGAUAGGAUGAGUGAAUCUCCUUCUCACUCUUUCCCCAGUCUCAUAAAUGGACUGAAAACAAGAGGAGAAGAGUUCUGGUCUGGCAGUCCCAGGCCAGAGUCUGUGGGGUCGAAACCGACUUUUCCCCUUUAAGAAGCGACCCCAUUUUGCCUUCCAGUCUCCUGCUUCGUCUUUCAACAAGUACCCCACCAGCGUGGAACCGAAUACCAACGGACUUGACAUAAUGCUGCCUUACUUUGUGUUACACUCUUCUGUCCCGAUCAGACAGAGCAACAGAGAGUCUUUAAACUGCUUUAUACCACACUGACACACAAAUACACACAUUUUAACACAGAGGCGGGGUAGGGAGUGGGACACACCACCACCACGGCUACAAAAACAAAAAAGAAGCUCAAAUGACAUUCAGGAAACAAAAAGAAAGAAUUGUGGGUUAUUAUUUUGGCUUGUGGGCCAGAUGCCUCAACGAUGAGUUAAAAAAGAAAAUAUGAAACGACUGCCAUGUCGCUUCCUCCUGACUGGUUGGCGAGAAAAAGAGUCACCUCAGCAGAUCUGCAGAAGCAGACAGCAGUUCAGGAGGCGGGAAACGCUGUCCGACACACACACCGGCUAACCUCGGACUCAGAGGAUCGGUGGUGGUGACGGUGCUGCUGCAGCUGAGGGCAAACACUCACACACUCAAACACCGCAGAGCAGACUCCUCCCGACCGCUGGAACGUUAAGAUCAGCCUUGUGUGUGCAUUUCAGCAAAGGGCGGUGUGGUUUUGUCACAUGCCGACGUAACAAUCCAACACACAAAAAUCACAAACUGGCAAUAGAAAGGACUAUUUUUAUGGUGACACACUCAACUAACAGCACAUUACUGACAAUAUACGACAUGUGUAACCUAACCCGAUGUUAAUGACCGUGUUUGCAGAGUUCGACAACCAGCAUGCACUAAUUGUCUCUUCCUCUGCAGUUCCACCUUAAUGUCUACACUGUGUUGCCCUUAGCAACCCAGCAGCACGCACACUCUCACACACACAAGGUGGUGUGUAUCAUGUGUGUCAUUGUUACAGGAAAUGAUAUGAGGUCACUGACUUGAGUCACUGUAUGCAAAAAUUUUAAUUUGCGAAUGUCAUUUUGUUUUUCUUCCCGUUGUUUUCUGGUUAAUUUAUAAUCCAGUUGUACUUUUGUUAUCUAGCUUGAAAGAAAAAUCUAUUUAUUUUUCAGUUUCAUGUCAUAUCACCAUUCUCGGAGAGUGAUUUAGUAUUAUGGUUAAAGAAAUUGUGAUUUUUGUACCAAGGAAAUGUCCGCUCCGCUCUUUGACAUUAUUUGUGUGUAAAGUGUGUUUCUACUUCAUUGUAACAUUACAUUAUUCACUAGGUCACUGAUUCUAGUGGCAGCCUUGUUUGUUAAUUUUUCUCUUUGCUAAUGACUACAAUUCCCAGACCAUGACCAAAGGGGUUUGCCCUUCAUGUGUAGAGAGAACUACAAAUAUGAAUGACAUGAGACCUGGGCAGAGUGGACCAAUGAGAGCGGGUUUCCUCCCUCGUGUCCCUCCCCAGCGUCUCUUCUUCUAGGCUUUUUUUCAAAUGUCCUGUCGUUGAUGGGGCCGAGUUGUCUCUGUGUUAUCUCAGUGUAAGAGAUGAAGUUUAUGGAAAAACUAAUGAAAUUACAUUAAGAAAGAAGACAUCUUAAGGUGAUUUUUAUUUAUUUAUUGUCUCUCUGAGGGGAUUCGGUGCGCAGGAGACGAGUCCACCACCUUUUGAUGCUGUGCUACUCUCAGUGUGAUAAUGAGAACAUGGAGGGAGGGAGCGAUGUUACUAGGAGUCAAUUGUGUAAAAGUAAAACAAAAAACUAAAAUUAUAAACAAUUUUUUUGUUCUGUUUUUGUAUUAAAAAAAUAUGCUUGCAGUAAAACUA